CUCCUUGCUACCUUCCUUACGUUUUUCCCGCAACAAACAAGUGUUUAUGUCCGUUGGAGCACGACAGGACUUUUGUUUGCAGUCAAAAUGCCGAAACGAGCUUGUCCUUUUCCGGAAACCUUCUCCUCCCAAUACAAAAUACAUAUCGGACAACAAGAGCUGAAUAAUUACGGCGUGUUUGGAAACAAAUACAGGCAAGAAAUCCACGAAAAGACAAAGAACUUGCUCUUCAACGGUGCCAAGGCUGUGAUGGGCAAAAUAUGGACUGGAGAGGAGAGGUGCGCCCACCCGCAGCCCACAGGACAAGCUGAGACACCUGCAUGCAGCCAGGCGCUGCUGAGAGGACAGACACUGAUUGGACAUGAUGGGAGACUGACAAGAGCAAACGCUGCACAAGGUGCGGCAGUGGCUCCUACAAGCUGCUGUGUGUGUCAGAAGACCCAGGGGUCCAGGACACCAUGCUCCCAAUGUGACCGUCUAGCCUGUUCCUCCUGUACACGGCAGUGCUCCUGCUGCUCCAGCCUCUGCUGCUCUGUCUGCACCAUCAUAGAUUACAGCGGGCGAUAUGAUGAAGUACUUUGCUGCAAUUGCUCGACGUAAAGGAGGGAUCAGGAGUUUGUUUGAACACACAUGAGAUAUUAUUAAGACUGAAUUUUAUGCCUGUGAUUUUUUUUUUUUUUUUUUUUUUUUUAAUGUGAUCUAAAUGUUUUCUUGUAUAUAUGUACUGCAUUCCAAAAGUAACUGAAAUAAACUUGAACACUUUUGUAUACAGUUA
Messenger RNA from Siniperca chuatsi (mandarin fish), 775 nucleotides. RefSeq names its product SIVA1, apoptosis-inducing factor (gene siva1). Gene Ontology annotation, molecular function: CD27 receptor binding. NCBI's taxonomy places the organism in Eukaryota, Metazoa, Chordata, Actinopteri, Centrarchiformes, Sinipercidae. The transcript is spliced from 4 exons. Gene Ontology annotation, biological process: extrinsic apoptotic signaling pathway. Bases 88 to 600 code for a protein of 170 amino acids. The record is from RefSeq and is a predicted model, not a curated record.